UCACUGUCAUUUCCGGACGCGGCGAAACAGAAGGAAAAAAAAUAUUGCACAGCCAAUGGAAUGGAUUAAUAAAUGACAGUAGCUAGCUAGCAACUCGAAAGUAAUAAUUUCAACCACAAAACAUAUGUGAUUAUCAAAACGGGUAUCCUGGACGCUUGGUUUUUUAAGUAUCGCUAUAUAUUUGCAUCAGUCCAUAAAUGACGGUCCUAUCUGAGGAGACGGUGUUUCCAGGUCUGAAUAGCUAAACUAGUUAGCUGGCUACCCAAUGCUAGCUAGUUAGCGGAUACAUUUCUGCUAACUAACAUUAGAUUGCCAGCCUUGAUUUGGUAUCUGUGGUUAAUCCGAAAUUUGUAUUUGUGUCUCAUCAUUUUUAGCAGUGCCGCUGUGUUUACUUAUUUCGUUGCAGUUUUAACGUGUUUUAAAGGCACGACUUAACGUUAACGCUUUGACUCCUUCGCUUGUAGGCUAGCUAGGUAGCUAGUAGAAGGUCAACAUUGUUGAACCCUGCUAGCUACAGCUGACUACAGUGGGUGGGAUAGACACUUAUCAGCAAACCGUCAGCUGCAGUUAUGUGUAAUGAGAUAUAAACAGAGUGGGUGUUUUCUGCUAUCCAGAUCCAGACAGUUGUUCAUUAGUUAGUCAUUAGCUAGCUAACUGGCAAAGUAGCUAUAACAUUACCUGCUGGCUAAAGUUACUCAAUUCUCUCCAACCAUGAUCAAGUUGAUGCGCACGAAAAUACCUCAAUAACAACAGCCAAUACUUGGAAAUAUGGAUUUCACGUGGACUUCAGCCAUACUUCAAAAUCCUCCGAUUCUACUUUCAAAAUUACAUUUUCAAACUACUGUCUUAGCUACAUUUUGAUUUUUGCUGACAGGACAACUUUCCCUGUUUUGUUUUGGAGAGUAUUGUUUUGACUUGGGAUCUCUGGUAGAUUUUUGCAUGGUAGUUAGUUUCUUUCUCAAUAACAGAGUGGACAAUGAAUGGCCUAUCUGUCAGUGAGCUAUGCUGCCUGUUCUGCUGCCCCCCCUUUCCGAGCCGUAUUGCUGCCAAGCUUGCCUUCCUGCCUCCUGAGCCUACAUAUUCCCUCCUCCCAGACCUAGAGGGGUCUGUAGCCCCGGGGACAGCAGGGACCGCAGGGCUGAGAUCCAGAGCUAGUGGGGUACCUGGAGCUGCUGUAGGGGGCUCAGUCAGCACUGGUCCUGCAGAAGGAAAAUGGAAGCUCCACCUUACAGAGCGAGCCGAGUUCCAGUAUUCCCAGAGAGAACUGGAUGCUACAGAUGUGUUCCUUACCCGCUCCAGUCGUGGAAACAGAGUGGGAUGCAUGUACAUCCGCUGUGCCCCCACUGCCAGAUUCACAGUGCUGUUCUCUCACGGCAAUGCGGUGGACCUUGGCCAGAUGAGCAGCUUCUAUAUCGGCCUGGGAACGCGUAUCAACUGCAAUAUCUUCUCCUACGACUACUCCGGCUACGGUGUCAGCACGGGCAAGCCUUCAGAGAAGAACCUCUACGCUGACAUUGAUGCCGCCUGGCAGGCCCUGCGCACACGAUAUGGCAUCAGCCCAGAGAACAUAAUCCUGUACGGGCAGAGCAUUGGCACUGUGCCCACGGUCGACCUGGCAUCUCGGUAUGAGUGUGCUGCCGUGGUGCUCCACUCCCCCCUCACCUCUGGCAUGCGGGUGGCCUUCCCAGACACCAAGAAGACCUACUGCUUUGAUGCUUUCCCCAACAUUGAGAAGGUGUCUAAGAUCACGUCGCCGGUGCUGAUCAUCCACGGGACGGAGGACGAGGUGAUCGACUUCUCCCACGGCCUGGCUCUGUUCGAGCGCUGUCCCAAGGCCGUGGAACCACUCUGGGUGGAGGGGGCGGGACACAAUGACAUCGAACUGUACAGCCAGUACCUGGAGCGCCUGCGCCGCUUCAUUGGCCAGGAGCUGGCCACAACGCACGCCUGAUACCACCUGAGUCAGUGAAAAUGGAUGGCUCUGUCUGGGAAGAGGGGUGAAGCCUGGCCUCUCAGAAUGAAUAAUCCUUCACCUUUUGGUCAACUUUGUCUGGAUGCUCGCAGCCCUGUCUUUUUGUUGUUUUCCAUCUUUUCUGUCAUUAAUACUGGUCAGUGAUUCUCUAGUCCACCUCCCGCCCCGGGGACAGUGCAAGAAUGCAACCCAGAGACAUGGAGGGCUCUCUACUGGUCUGUCUAAAGCCCCUCUCUCUUACCCCAGCCUAACACGACCUCAGAUAGGUCAGGUGUUCCAAACAUGUACUGUUUAACCUCUUCUGAGACAUUUACACAUGAUUCAACUUUAACUAACAACCCUAACAUGGACAAAUAAUUGUGUGAUGAAUAUUUGUCAUUUUAUCUUUUAUAACACAUGACACUGGGCCACUACUUUACAAAUCAUGUGGUAUUGACAGAUUAGUAUAACUGUCCUGUUUGAAAGCAGGUUUGUUGCUCAUGUUUUGUGUGGAAUCUUGUUAGCUCUCUCUCUCUCUCGUUUACAAUUAAGAUGUCAGAUUAAUAGUCUAUGAAUCAUUUGUUUCAUAAACAUAUAAAUAAGA
Molecule: messenger RNA, 2555 nt
Organism: Oncorhynchus nerka (sockeye salmon)
Lineage: Eukaryota; Metazoa; Chordata; Actinopteri; Salmoniformes; Salmonidae
Product: alpha/beta hydrolase domain-containing protein 17A-like
Exons: 5
Coding region: 977-1951 (324 amino acids)
Biological process (GO): regulation of postsynapse organization; protein depalmitoylation
Cellular component (GO): plasma membrane; endosome membrane
Molecular function (GO): palmitoyl-(protein) hydrolase activity
Source: RefSeq, a predicted model, not a curated record